GAUCGGAACUGUACUGUGUUCAGUCAGCUUUCUCUGGAGACUCUGCUUCGUUUGACAUAUCACGUUUUGAAAACAUGAGUCUGUCUCCGUCCCAGGAAGAAGCUGCCUCUUCCUCUCCAGAGAGUCCCAGAGAAGGUGACUUCUCCUCUCGACAGCUUUAUGACAACUUGGAGAGCCUGGAGGAGCAUGAGACAUGUGACGACAAGAGAGGCCCCAUUGUUAAUAACGUACCCGACAACUACUCCAGCUCCCUUUCAGAAGCUCAGAUCUGUGCUUCGCCGCUGACAAAUGACCUUGAGAAUGUACGUGCUGGCAUUUCUUCCGAGGAGCAGAUUGAAGAAAGUCACUCGAGAGAACCAGAAGAUUCGAGUACAUUGUUGUUAGAAGAGAAACUCAGCCCAGACUCACCACAUUUCAUGGAGGUCUGCUCACUGGAUGGAAGAUUUAUUACUCUGGUGAGCACUGAAACGCAGACAGAUUGGGAGAAGGUGGAGCAGUCCCUCUCUUGCAGCUGUCGAGUUCGAAGGAAAACAGGGAGUAUCCAGAUGUGGCAAGAAGAAGUGUUAAAGGACGCUGUCGUGGUGUAUUUGGAGGAUGCAGGAGAGAAGGAGUUUGAUAGAAUUCAUCUGGGACUCCCUCGUGUCAUAACAUGCAGACGAGAGCCAAAAUUCCCUCCUCGUGUUUUGCAGCUGGAGAUUCCGGGCAUUAAGUAUAGGAAGAAGAAAGUUCUCCCUAAAAAACCUCCUAGCAAAACUCUUUGUCAGUACUGCCAGCAGCGUAAUCAGCUUUAUCAACGUUAUCAGCGCCUGUCAUUCAUCAGAGCACUGAAACAGGAAGUCCUCUCAGACAGAGACGUCUAUCAUGAGGCAGCUAAAGAAUUUGAAGAAGUCUUGAAAAAGGAAAAGGAGAGACUGGAACGGAAAUACACUGGUACAGCGGAUGAGCUGGACACUUCUAUGUCUAUUAACAGACAAGAGUGGGAGACUGAAGAAGAAGGAUGGAUGAAAUAUGUGCGGCGCGAGAAAAAAAGACGAUAUGAGACUCCAGGCUAUUCAGCAUUACCAAAGGAAGUAAGAUCUGACAUUCCUGGUUCUCCAGAGAAAACUCCAUCGGCUUUUGAAGUAUCAAGGUCGCCAGAAGAGCCAGGUGAUGAACCAAGGACAACCGGUGUAUUACAGAAAUUCUACAAAGAUGGGAAUAUUUUUCUGAUCAAGUAUCUUGAUGGAUCAGGUACUGUUUUUUAUCCUUCUGGGAAUCCAGCCAUCGUCAUAAUCCCAGCAGAAGAUUCUCACUUCAUUUACAUAAUCCUAGAGGACAAGGUCAAGAACCGGCACUUGCUAGGCAUUUUCACACCUAAAGGCUGCGCUACGUGCUACCGUCCCGAUGGAUUGUUGUGGCUGAACAUAACUUCUUAUGGAGGUUUCUGCUUCGAUGAGACGGGCAAUUUGAGGAGGCGCUGGAAUUGGUUGUAUUUUGACCCACAUGUGCACGACCUUCCAUUCAAGCCCCUCAUCUUCGGCAUGGGGCCAUGCAUCUGUAUCCACAUACAUUCGCAAAAGCAUGUGUAUGUUAGCUUCUUCCACAAGGACAACCAUGUGCGUUUCAGCGUUGGCUCAGAGCUUAAGUUCAUUUGCCCAGAAAGCCAUGGUGAGCCAGGCCUAAGCAUUUUGGAGAGAGACAUCCAAUUACAGAAGACAAAGAUUUAUUGUCUGCUUGACCAGAUGCAAAUCUGCAUGUCCCACCCGUUGGCAAACAUGCAGAACAUAAAGCCACAUUUCCGUUUCAUCACCCGGCUGGAACAGCUUACCAAGCAAGUGGAACAAAGGAAGACACUCGAAAACACACAGCCCAAUGAAAAUUAAAAGAGCAAUACUAAACCCGG
Molecule: messenger RNA, 1882 nt
Organism: Poeciliopsis prolifica (blackstripe livebearer)
Lineage: Eukaryota; Metazoa; Chordata; Actinopteri; Cyprinodontiformes; Poeciliidae
Exons: 13
Coding region: 75-1862 (595 amino acids)
Source: RefSeq, a predicted model, not a curated record